GGAACACGUUCUUGACAUGGACAAAUAUUACAACCUAUUGAUGCUACACGGGUUUAUCAGCGUAUUCUACAUAGUCUCCGUGCCGAUAGCUACCGACACUACAUUCUCACUUUGUACUCAGCAUAUCUGUGCGUUGUUCGAAUGCCUACGCUGUAACAUAGAGCGCAUACGAAGCUCGGAUUUCGUAUUGAUCGAGCCAAAUAUUGAGAACGACGAAGCGUAUCGUGACAUAAUUCGUUGCAUCAAAUCCUACAAACGUGCCUUAAAACUUUCCGAUGUGCUCUCGUCUAACUAUGCAACAUCAUUUCUCUUUCUACUGGGAAAUGUAAUUAUAGGCUUAAGCUUCGGCGCGGCUGAGUUGAUAAUGGUAGACACUCAAUUGGACGAAGACAUCAGAAUUCUCUCUGCUACUUUAGCGCAAUUGCUACACAUAUAUUGCCUGUGUUUUAUUUCUCAAGGAUUGAUCGAUCACAGCAGCGGAAUUCGAGAUGCAAUUUACAGCUGCGACUGGUACAAGAUUUCAAAGAGAUCGAGGCAUCUCUUGAGAUUUACAUUAAUGCGUACUACUAAGCCGUGCCAAAUAAAAGUUGGUAACAUGUUCGUAAUGUCGAUGGUGAACUUUAGCUCGAUUUUACAAGUAUCCAUGUCGUAUUUCACGAUGCUUACAUCACUACAAUAAAAAUCGUAACUCGAGGUGUACAAUGGAAUUAUAAAUCUAUAGCCUCUGGGAAUACAUGUCAACAUCAUUGUUGUUCUCAUUUCAUAUACUAUAUAUAUUAAAUAUAAUUAAUUAUAUCAAACGUUUUUCUAGUGCA
Messenger RNA from Wasmannia auropunctata (little fire ant), 815 nucleotides. Its product is annotated as odorant receptor 43a-like. Gene Ontology annotation, molecular function: odorant binding; olfactory receptor activity. Gene Ontology annotation, biological process: detection of chemical stimulus involved in sensory perception of smell; sensory perception of smell. Gene Ontology annotation, cellular component: plasma membrane. NCBI's taxonomy places the organism in Eukaryota, Metazoa, Arthropoda, Insecta, Hymenoptera, Formicidae. The coding region runs from base 17 to 679 and encodes 220 amino acids. The record is from RefSeq and is a predicted model, not a curated record. The transcript is spliced from 6 exons.